Mangifera indica (mango) is the source of this 1134-nucleotide messenger RNA. RefSeq names its product ribosome biogenesis protein NSA2 homolog. The transcript has 9 exons. The coding region runs from base 148 to 930 and encodes 260 amino acids. Gene Ontology annotation, biological process: maturation of LSU-rRNA; maturation of 5.8S rRNA. Gene Ontology annotation, cellular component: preribosome, large subunit precursor; nucleolus. NCBI's taxonomy places the organism in Eukaryota, Viridiplantae, Streptophyta, Magnoliopsida, Sapindales, Anacardiaceae. The record is from RefSeq and is a predicted model, not a curated record.
CACUGACCUGCAGUUUUAAACCGACUCAAGCGGCGACGUUUUGUUUCCCCUUUCAAAUUGAAACCCUAAUCUGGGGUUUCUCUGUAAGCUAUGGUUUAAUACAUCACUCUGACUUAAGGAGGGGAUUUCGCCGCACGUGUUGUCAAUAUGCCGCAAGGAGAUUACAUAGAGCUUCAUCGGAAGCGACAUGGCUACCGACUGGAUCAUUUUGAGCGUAAGCGCAAGAAGGAGGCGCGUGAAGUUCACAAGCGCUCUGAAAUUGCCCAGAAGGCUCUGGGUAUUAAGGGCAAGAUGUUUGCUAAGAAACGAUAUGCUGAGAAGGCCCUCAUGAAGAAAACAUUGGCUAUGCACGAAGAAUCAUCAAGUCGAAGAAAGGUGGACGAUGAGGUUCAUGAUGGAGCUGUUCCUGCCUAUUUGCUCGAUCGUGAAAACACAACAAGGGCUAAGGUUCUUAGCAACACAAUUAAACAAAAAAGAAAAGAGAAAGCUGGAAAAUGGGAGGUACCUCUACCCAAGGUUAGGCCUGUGGCAGAAGAUGAAAUGUUUAAAGUGAUCAGAACUGGUAAACGAAGAACCAAGCAGUGGAAGAGGAUGGUCACUAAGGCCACAUUUGUUGGACCAGGUUUUACAAGAAAGCCUCCAAAGUACGAGCGAUUCAUUCGCCCAUCAGGCUUGCGUUUUACAAAAGCUCAUGUGACACAUCCUGAACUCAAAUGCACCUUCAAUCUGGAGAUCAUUGGAGUGAAGAAGAAUCCUAAUGGUCCUAUGUAUACCUCUCUGGGUGUUAUGACUAAAGGAACAAUCAUUGAGGUGAAUGUCAGUGAAUUGGGUCUGGUCACUCCAGCUGGAAAAGUCGUGUGGGGGAAGUAUGCUCAAGUGACAAAUAACCCAGAAAAUGAUGGUUGUAUAAAUGCAGUUUUGCUUGUUUAAGAGAGGAUUUCUGUGAUGCAGGCAGUGCAUGUUUUUGUGAAGACCUAACUCCUAUCUUUUUUCUGUGUUGUAUCUAUAAACUUUAUUUUCUUUCUAUCUGUUGCUAACGAAGUCAAGGGUUCUAAUUGUAACAAUAGAUAUAUUUUGUAUCCUUGGAAUGGAUGUUUCGAUUUUGUCCUUGGAAUUGAUGUUAAAUUUUGUUUA